AUGGUAACAUACGAAGAGGAGACACUGGCCAAACUUGGCAUCUCUUUGCAAGAUCUAGAGCUCUUUGUAUCUCGUUCAAAGGCAGGCCAAUACCUUCUCGUUGCGGGGAUUGCCCUUCUCAUCUACGAUUGGUUCUGUACGGCUGAAGACGAAUGGAACUACAUGUGGAAACAGAAACCACGUCUACGCACCGUCAAGGUCCUGUUCGCUCUGAACCGCUAUCUUCCCUUGUUCACCCUGUCUGCACGCUUCAGCGUGUUCUCUCGGGCCAUCCAUAACCCACUUGUACGUCCUGGUUGCUAUCUAUUCAGAUCACCCUUGAUGCUCAUGUCCAACGACCUGUCGCAUGCCGCUUUUCGCCGAUACUCGUCGUGCCUGGAUGCCAUUCCCGACUCUAUUUCGCCCUCCACCCACUCGACUCGCAUUCGUAAUUCACGCGUUACGGGUUCCCCCAUAUCUCGACGGCCCUCUUCCGGAACCAUAAAGGAUUGCAACUUUCGACUCCUCAGCACGACCGGAUUCACGGGUGUGAUCAACGUCGCUGUCGUCGAGAUCAUUCUUCUAUUGCGCGUGUGGGUUAUCUAUUCCCGCAAUAAAUGGGUAGGCAUUGCGCUAUGGUCGUUUUACGCCGUCGCCCUCGCGUUGGCUCUUGCCGUAAAGUAUCUCCAACCCCACACAAACCUCCCCUUUGUUCGACCGCCAUCAUAUGGUGAAAAUGGUUGCUCGAAACCGGCGCCCGGGGAGAUGUUCUUCAUUUACGGGAUUGUCUGCAUUGCAGAGAGCAUCUUCUUCUCCAUGCUAAUCUACAAAGCAUGGGAAAAGUCACGGAGUGCAGCUCGAACGCCAAUCUUGACUGCUUUGCUCAAACAAGGAACAUUUUACUACUUUAUCGUACUGAUGAUCCUUGCCGUCACAAUGUUGGCACCGUUUGCCGGCGGCAUGUACUUUCCUCUCGCAAACGGCCUCAUUAUCGUCCCCAUCACAUCAGUCGCUUGCACACGCCUCGUACUCUCCCUCCGCGGAAUGGUCACCUCGCAAGAAGUCGUGAGAGGAUCCCAAAUGGGACUUUCUAAUUCUCGUAUCGGCGCCUCGAGUUCCAAUUCCCACUCGCGAGGGCUCAGUGGUGGGGUUGGGAGUGGUGGGGGCAUGGUCGUACUCCCUCGUGGUGCGGGCGCAGGUGUUGUGAUUACAGGAACUGGAAGUCGUAGCUCCGUGUUCCCAUCGAGCAAUACACAGUCACACUCAUCGGGUCAGACCAAAUCCCAUCAAAGUACUACCGACAAUGAUGCGAUUGCUCUUCAUACCAAGACCAAGGAGGACUUUAUGGAGGAGGAGAACGACAAAGAUGAAGAGUAUGCCCUUCCCACUCUCAAUCAUGCCUAUACGAAUCGUCUUCAUACUCCAGAAGACGAAGAGAGAAGAGGUGCAUUGUACCCACCCCAACGCACACUAUCGCCUCAUACACCGAUGCGGCGAUUAUCUUGGACGCAAAAAAACACUCCCAUGCCACCCAGUGCCCCUGUUCAUAUCCACCGACAGACUACGGUGACCAUAUUUGAAGACAAUAAUGCCUAUGAAGCCACCGGUAGGCGCUUCAACGAUGUGGGAUCCGGAACGCGACCUUUGCAAACCCGACGAUCUAAUAGCGCAAGUGGAGAUAUCGGACAGGGUAGUCUCCUGGGAUCAUCCGCUAAUGGUGGUCGCUCGAAUAGCUCUGAAGUUUACAGCUCCCAACGACGUCCUGCAACUGCAGACACAGGGAGAAGCCGCCAGAGGGAGAGAGAUAUGUUGGAGUACCACGAACCCGUCUCGAUUCAUCCACUCAUGCCAUCACCACGUUUGUCAUAA
This is a messenger RNA of Serendipita indica DSM 11827, 1848 nucleotides long. NCBI's taxonomy places the organism in Eukaryota, Fungi, Basidiomycota, Agaricomycetes, Sebacinales, Serendipitaceae. The record is from the annotation of a GenBank genome assembly.